Rubroshorea leprosula is the source of this 1423-nucleotide messenger RNA. NCBI's taxonomy places the organism in Eukaryota, Viridiplantae, Streptophyta, Magnoliopsida, Malvales, Dipterocarpaceae. The record is from the annotation of a GenBank genome assembly.
CACAGCUGCGUUCACCCCUGCUUCGCCUCUUUCUUUCUUAAGACCUCCUCCGAUUCUCCAUCCUUAAAACCCUAACCAAAUCCCAGAAAAGAAACCAUUUUUCCGAUUCAGUUCCACCACCCAUGGAGUGGGUUCGAGGCGAAACGAUUGGGUAUGGAAGUUUUGGUACUGUCAAUUUGGCGAUGCAGGGGAAAAGCUCUGUUCAAGGUUCCUCUGUUUUAAUGGCUGUGAAGUCUGCACCUGCCUUUGAUGCCGGGUCGCUCAAGAAUGAGAAGGCGGCGCUCGAUCAAAUCGGUUCUUGCCCGGAGAUAAUUCGGUGUCUUGGUGAUAAUUAUAGUUUCGAGAACGGCGGGGAGUUGUAUAAUGUUUUUUUGGAGUUUGCGAGUAAAGGGUGUUUGGCUGAUCAGGUGAAGAGAAACGCUGGUGGGUUGGGGGAAUCCGAUGUCCGGCGGCACACAAGAUCGAUACUUAAGGGGCUCCGGCAUAUUCACGCGAAAGGGUUUGCUCACUGCGACAUCAAGCUCCAGAAUAUAUUGGUGUUCGAAAAUGGUGGUGCCAAGAUUGCGGACUUUGGGUUGGCGAAGAAGUUCGGCGAGGAGAAAAAAUUUGAAAUUAGAGGAACUCCUCUGUAUAUGGCGCCGGAGUCAGUGACGGAGAGCGAGUACGGUUCCGGAGUGGAUAUCUGGGCGCUUGGAUGUGCGGUGGUGGAGAUGGCAACCGGAAAACUGGCGUGGAAUUUAGAAAAACACUCAAACAUCGCGACGCUGAUGAUCAAAAUCGGAUUGGGCGAUGAAUCUCCAGAAAUCCCCGAUUCCCUGUGCGAGGAAGGAAAAGAUUUUCUCAAAGAAUGCUUUGUGAAGGAUCCCAGAAAUCGAUUGACGGCCGACGCGCUAUUAGACCAUCCCUUCGUCGCCGGCGAUGACACUGUUGCAUUAAACUGCGAGCAACUUUCAACGUCACCGCGAGGUCCCUUAGAUUUCCCAGAAUGGAUUUCCGUUCAAUCAACGACCUCCCCUUCACCGUCGACAGCGAAUUCAAGUUUCUCAUCAUCGUCGAGUUGCUGGGUUUCAUCGCUUUCCAAUCGGAUUCAUGAAUUGGCAUGUAACCAGGGACCCAAUUGGUCAGUUUCUGAUGGCAGCUGGGUCGUCGUGAGGUAAACAUAUCUGACGGCUGUGAUUCAAAGAUACUAACACAUCAACGGCUGUGAUUGGAUAUGUUUUUGUAGUACUGGCAUGAUGGGUUGAUUUGUAAAUGAUUAAUUUUUUUUUUUUAAAUAGGCAAUGGAGAUUUGUAAAUGAUUAGGACACUAGAGAGAUGUUUUAUUCUUUUUUAGGACUGACAGUUUCUUGAUUGGUCACUGAGGUUGCCAGAGUGUACAGUCGAUUCUUUUCAUUUUUACUGAAAUUAAAGAUAUAAAAUAAAU